Molecule: messenger RNA, 1143 nt
Organism: Arabis nemorensis
Lineage: Eukaryota; Viridiplantae; Streptophyta; Magnoliopsida; Brassicales; Brassicaceae
Source: the annotation of a GenBank genome assembly
AUGUCGGCGGUCUCUUGCUCCACGGCGAGCUCUAGCGGCGGAUGUGGUUCUAGGUUUCAAUCGAAGAGUUCUUCRACUUUUCCUAAUUUCAUCAGGAUUGGGAAACCUUCUCAGAGUGACAGAUUCUCCAUACAUCAUCGUUUGGCAUUAGCACAUGGAAACGGUAAAGUCACAGGAAGUGUUCGUAUGGCAUUAGUUGACGAGAGGCAAUCAACGGACAAAAUUGUUGCUGACCCUCCUCGAAUCCUGGCGUACGAUCUUGUUCAAGGGGCUCUUGUUAACUGGAGAUGGAAGGAGGACAAGUCUGUUCCAGAUACACCUACCGCUGUUCUCCUACAUGGAAUUCUAGGGAGCGGGAAAAACUGGGGCACUUUUGCUCGUAGAUUGGCUCAUGAGUUCCCAACUUGGCAGUUUCUCUUGGUAGAUCUUCGUUGCCAUGGGGAUUCAGCGUCUCUCAAGAAGAGAGGUCCACACUCUGUUGCUUCGACUGCUUCUGAUGUUCUAAAACUUGUUGGUCAGUUGAGGUUAACACCUCGGGUCCUUGUUGGUCACAGCUUUGGGGGGAAAGUUGCUUUAAGCAUGGUGGAGCAAGCAGCUAAGCCUCUUCCACGACCAGUCCGAGCUUGGGUAUUGGAUGCUACUCCUGGAAAAGUUCCUGCAGGAGGAGAUGGAGACGAUCAUCCACGAGAACUUAUAUCAGUUCUACGUAAAUUGCCAAAAGUGGUCUUAUCAAAGCGCGAGGUCUCUAAUGCUCUUAUCGAAGAAGGGUUUUCCAAUGAUGUCGCACAGUGGGUAGUUACCAAUCUCAGACCUACUGGACCAUCAUCUUCUAGCUUCUCGUGGGUAUUUGACCUGGAUGGUAUUGCCGAACUUUACCAGUCCUACGAAGACACAAAUCUAUGGAACUUUGUUGAGAAUCUUCCAAGAGGAGUACAUGUGAAUUUUCUGAAAGCCGAAAGAAGCUUGCACCGUUGGGCCUUAGAAGACCUUCAACGAAUCCACGCCGCUGAAGAGAUUGCCUCCGAAGAAGGUGGUGGCGUAGAGAUGCAUGUCCUGGAAGAUGCCGGUCACUGGGUUCACACAGAUAACCCGGAUGGUCUCUUCAGGAUCUUAUCAUCUUCUUUUCAGGCUCUUAGGGCCUAG